UCAUGUGCUUGCACUUGUUGUGAAUGCUGGCUUGGGAGAGUAUCACAUGGCUAUUAAGAGAGUAAGGGCAGUGGUGAAGCAUGUGAUGAGUUCUCCUGCUAGGUUGAGUAAGUUUAUGGAUUGUGCUAAACAAGAAAAGAUAGAUUGCAGAAAAGGUUUAGUUUUAGAUGUGGAUACAAGAUGGAAUUCCACUUACAUGAUGUUGGAAGCUGCUUGUAGAUAUCAGAAAGCUUUUGAAAGGCUAGCACGGGAAGAUAAGGCUUUCAAAAAGAAGUUUUGUUUCAACGAAAGAUCCAUCCCUCCUGUAUUUUCUACUUCUACCGGUGCUAGUAAUGAUGUUGACAUGGAAGAAGCUUCUACUAUUGCUCAUAACAAAGGCAAGAAGAAGGCCCCUCCUCCGCCUCCUAUACAUGCUCCAUAUAUGGAAGAUUGGGCCAAUGCAAGAUCAUUUGGAAAAUUUUUAAAGGUGAUUGUAAUAAUGUUACUCAAUCUUCUGGGGUUACUGAUGAUGAAGAUUCUGCGUAUGCUAGUCUAAUAGCAGAGAGAGCAAGAGAAGAUGAGGAGGAUGACAAUGUUGAGGGGAAAACUGAGUUGGAGUUAUAUUUAGAGGAGAAACGUGAACCAAGAAUUAGCCCUAGCGGUGUUCAGUUUGAAAUUUUAGGUUGGUGGAGGACUAAUAGUACAAGGUAUCCUGUA
Molecule: messenger RNA, 696 nt
Organism: Papaver somniferum (opium poppy)
Lineage: Eukaryota; Viridiplantae; Streptophyta; Magnoliopsida; Ranunculales; Papaveraceae
Exons: 2
Coding region: 47-535 (162 amino acids)
Source: RefSeq, a predicted model, not a curated record